GGAGAACUCUUUACCGUUACAGUCUCUCUCUCUCUGUGUUCACACUUUCACACUCAAUAUUUAAUCGCUUCACUUCCUUAUCAACUUCUCUUGUCUCCUACAGAACUUUCACUUACAUCUCCCAUGGCCGCUUUCACUUUCUUCUUCUUCUCUCUUCUUCUUCUCCAAGCUCUUCGCUUUUCGAGUUCCCAGUCGUUUAUUGGAGUGAAUUAUGGGCAAGUGGCUGAUAAUCUGCCGGCACCGGAAGCUACGGCGAAGCUUCUACAAUCUACGUCCAUACAGAAAGUGAGGCUUUACGGAGCAGAUCCAGCUAUUAUUAAAGCACUGGCUAAUACCGGAAUCGGUAUCGUUAUCGGUGCUUCUAAUGGAGAUAUUCCAGCUUUGGCUUCUGAUCCUAACGCCGCUGCUCAGUGGGUCAGAACAAAUGUAUUGCCUUUCUACCCCGCUAGCAAAAUCGUUCUAAUCAACGUCGGAAAUGAGGUAAUGAUCUCCAAUGACCAAAACCUCAUCAACCAGCUCCUCCCAGCGAUGCAAAACGUCCAAAACGCCCUCAACUCGGCCUCACUCGGCGGCAAAAUUAAGGUCUCUACUGUGCAUGCAAUGUCCGUGUUGACUCAGUCCGACCCGCCAUCUUCCGGGUUGUUCAACCCGAGUCUCCAAGGCCCGAUGAAGGGAUUGUUGCAGUUUCUAAAGGACAAUGGAUCCCCUUUUACCAUCAACCCAUAUCCCUUCUUUGCGUACCAGAGCGACCCCAGACCCGAAACUCUUGCGUUCUGCCUGUUCCAACCCAACGCCGGUCGGGUUGACGCUGGCACCGGGAUCAAGUACAUGAACAUGUUUGAUGCUCAGGUUGAUGCUGUACACUCUGCUUUGAAUGCAAUGGGGUUCAAGGAUGUUGAGAUUGUGGUUGCUGAAACAGGAUGGCCUUACCGCGGAGACCCCAAUGAGGCUGGACCGAGUGUUGAGAAUGCUAAGGCUUAUAAUGGGAACUUGAUUUCUCACCUUAGAUCAAUGGUUGGGACUCCAUUGAUGCCUGGAAAAUCUGUGGAUACUUAUAUCUUUGCUCUUUAUGAUGAGGACUUGAAACCUGGCCCUUCCUCUGAACGUGCAUUCGGCCUCUUCAAACCAGAUCUUACAGUAACAUAUGAUGCUGGUCUUUCCAAGAGUAGCCAGACUCCAUCCACUCCAGCAACUCCAAAAACUCCAGUGACUCCAUCACCAAAACCAAAACCAACAUCAACAGGUUGGUGUAUGCCCAAGGCUGGUGUCCCUGAUGCUCAGUUGCAGGCGAGUCUAGACUAUGCCUGUGGCCAUGGCAUUGAUUGUAGUGCUAUUCAACCAGGAGGUGUUUGUUUCGAACCAAACACUGUAGCAUCGCAUGCUGCUUAUGCCAUGAAUCUUUACUACCAGAAAUCUGAGAAAAAGCCAUGGAACUGUGAUUUCUCACAAACGGCUACACUCACAUCCCAAAAUCCUAGUUACAGUGGUUGCACCUAUCCUGGUGGGAGUACCUGAAAGUUCCAGAUGAAGAAUUUCCCUGGUUUGAUAUAAUAUAAUAAACAACUUGCAAAGUAAAAUAAAGGGUUGUGGUGUAUCUUGUGGUUGGUAUUUAUAGGUUUAAUUGUAAAGCCUUCUUGCUUUGAUAUAAGUAUGUGUUAGUGUAACUCUCAGUCUCUGUUUUAUUUAAGGGUAGAUUGCAGAAAGUUGAUGUGGGAAUUUGUGGGGGAUAAAGUGUAGUUAUGUGGAGAGAAACUUUGGUGAUGGGAAUAAAUCCUUUUGUUGUAUAUUUUUAGUUCCAUGUUUUAAUAAUCUUCAAUUAAAUUCAUGUGAUUUUAUAAGAA
Molecule: messenger RNA, 1841 nt
Organism: Pistacia vera
Lineage: Eukaryota; Viridiplantae; Streptophyta; Magnoliopsida; Sapindales; Anacardiaceae
Product: glucan endo-1,3-beta-glucosidase 7
Exons: 7
Coding region: 124-1515 (463 amino acids)
Biological process (GO): carbohydrate metabolic process
Cellular component (GO): plasma membrane
Molecular function (GO): hydrolase activity, hydrolyzing O-glycosyl compounds
Source: RefSeq, a predicted model, not a curated record